AUGUCUGCUCCCUUGACUUCCGACGAACAGGAACGCUAUACCGAGAUAAUCGAUGGCAUCUUGGCGACUGCCGAUCUUGAAACCAUUUCUCGUAAAAAGAUCCGACAGGCGUUGGAAGGCCGACUUGGCGGCAAGGACUUGAGCGAACAAAAGGAGGCGAUUAAGCGCCUGAUCGAAGCCCGCUUCGAUGCGGUUUCUGGGGCCGACGCCGAAGAUGUCCCAGAGCCAUCGCCCCUCAAGCGGUCUAAUGGUGUCUCCGGCUACGACGAGACUGACCCUUCUGCCUCGCCGGAGCCAGCGAAAAAGAAGUCGAAGCGAUCCUCCCCAUCUGAAGACGCAGAUGCGCGCCUCGCUGCUCAGCUUCAAGCUCAAGAGAAUAGCUUAGCCCGCGGACGAACCACCCGUGGAGGGAGUGACCGGGCUGUAAAAAAGCGAAAGGCGCCACGCAAGAAGAGCGCAAAAAAGGCCCGCGAGGAUGAAGACAGCGACGUAAACGGCAGCGGAGACCUGGGCGUCAAGAAGCGCAAGGCCGGCGGUGGUUUCCAAAAACCUUUCAAUCUGAGCUCCACGCUCUCUGACAUCUGUGGCGAGACUCAGCUUUCACGUCCGCAAGUUGUCAAGAAGCUUUGGGAGCACAUCAAGGCAAACGACCUGCAAGAUCCGGCAGACAAACGACAAAUUCGAUGCGACGCCAAAAUGCAGGCUGUGUUUAAACAGGCUAGAGUGGACAUGUUCAAGAUGAACAAGGAGAUUGGCAACCAUCUCUAUCCAGUUGGGGAGGAGUAG
Molecule: messenger RNA, 786 nt
Organism: Metarhizium album ARSEF 1941
Lineage: Eukaryota; Fungi; Ascomycota; Sordariomycetes; Hypocreales; Clavicipitaceae
Product: SWIB/MDM2 domain protein
Exons: 4
Coding region: 1-786 (261 amino acids)
Biological process (GO): nucleolar large rRNA transcription by RNA polymerase I; transcription initiation at RNA polymerase I promoter
Cellular component (GO): nucleus; RNA polymerase I upstream activating factor complex
Molecular function (GO): RNA polymerase I cis-regulatory region sequence-specific DNA binding
Source: RefSeq, a predicted model, not a curated record